Molecule: messenger RNA, 1359 nt
Organism: Phytophthora infestans T30-4
Lineage: Eukaryota; Oomycota; Peronosporomycetes; Peronosporales; Peronosporaceae
Exons: 1
Coding region: 198-1157 (319 amino acids)
Molecular function (GO): phosphatidylinositol binding
Source: RefSeq, a predicted model, not a curated record
UUCCAACCAGCCACCUCACGUCACUCUCCGGAGACGACGUACACAAAGCCCGCCCCUGCUUGUAGAAUUCGCCAGCUCUGCACGUCGUAUAGGAUACCCCUGCGCCCGUCCAAACCAGGAAGCGACCGACAGAACGAGACGAAUAAAUCGCACCGGACCAUUUAACGUAGCGUAGCGCAGGACAACUACAGGCGAUCAUGAAUAUGUUCCAGAGCGGAGUGCAGGUGUUCAUCCCUGCAGCACUAAACCGGCCCACACACACGCUUUACAGCAUCUGUAUGCUGGUGCAGCCCACUAAUCAGGAAUGGACAGUCAACCGCCGCUACUCGCAAUUCCUACAGCUGCGCAAGGACAUCCAACACAGACUCGCCACGCGCGGCGUCUCGUGUGCUAACUGUGCUAGCUUCAACCGCGCCAUCAGCAAGUUUCGUUUCCCGAGUAAGUCGCUACUCCGCACCAACACGGUGGUGCGCCAUCGUGUCUCGGCCCUACAGGAGUUCCUCAAGCUGCUGGUGGGGCGUGUGUACAACGAUCUACCUAAGUGCGGCAUCUGUGGCGAGGAGAUUAAGGACAUGAUGCGGCCAUUUCUUAUUCGAGGAGCGCAACCCCUGAACGGCUCCAUCACAUCGAAGAUCAACAAGUCGCUCUCACUCGACUCGUACGCAGUUGUGGACCAACCCGUGGUGCCCGUGCCCGAACCGGCCCCGCCCAUUUCGCCCUCGCUGAUGAGCAGGGAACUCUUCAGUGCCAGCAAGUCGUCCAGCAAACCCAUUUUCACAAUCAGUCAGAUUUCAGGUAGUAAAUCCAUUUUCUCGCGUAGCAAGGCGAUGAUGAGUACUACGUCGGACGACGCUUCCACACAGCCAAACGAGUCGGAGGACCCCAUUAUGGACUACAUGUACUCGGAGAGCGAUGAGGACGGCUACGGCAAGAAAUACGACGACCAACGUUGCUACGAUGAGGCUGUUCCUCUCGAGGAAGCUAUGAAGCAGGUGGUGGUGCCCCGAGGCGUUAGUCUUACGUGCGAAGAAGUGGUUGUCCGGCUUACCUCAAUGUGGGCUGCUUAUGAUCUGGAUGAAGCACUUUCAUCCUUACCGCCCGAGCGGCUUUCACAGCAGGCCAACUUCUCCGUCGACGAUAAGGAAUACGCGUUUUAAAGUGUAUUGUUGGGGAGCCAAUUUUGCUUUUCCACCUCAAGGGGUGACUGCUAGCCGGCCAACAGAGCCGCAUCGCUUAAUGGGCAGAGCAUUGUGCAAAACUAAGUAUGAAGCAGUCCGUAUAAUACCAAUCCGAUCAGCACGCGCGGGUGCGUGGAGACAUCGAUGCCACUUCAAAUUGUAGAGAUUUCUUGAGCAAUCA